This is a messenger RNA of Neohortaea acidophila, 753 nucleotides long. Its product is annotated as kinetochore protein-like protein spc24. Lineage: Eukaryota; Fungi; Ascomycota; Dothideomycetes; Mycosphaerellales; Teratosphaeriaceae. The record is from RefSeq and is a predicted model, not a curated record. The transcript has 2 exons. Bases 64 to 696 code for a protein of 210 amino acids.
CAUGAACAAAUCGACAGCACUUUACGCGACGUCAUACUCCAAACAACAAUCGCAAACGCCAACAUGGUCCUCUUCGACGAAGACCCCAAAGAAUUGCUCAAAGAAACGACGGCGCAAUUCCACAUCGCCCCCGACCGCGACAGCAUCUCCCGCAUCUCCGACUCCCUCGCCUCGCUCUCCAACGCGCGCACCUCGCGCCUCGACCACCAACAAGCACUGCUCAAAUCACUCUCGCGCCGCCUCAAUGGGCUCGAAGAAGGGCGAAGAUGGGAGGAGGACCGGCACGAUGCGGGCGGGCAUGCGGCGCGGAUGUUGAAGAUGGACACGGAGAAGUUCCGCGUGGCCAAGGGCGCGAGCGAUGCGGAGAUUGAGAGUGAGCGGUUGGAGGGCGAGAUUGCUGGGUUGAGGCAGCAGUUGGACGUGCUGGAGAAGCAGGGAGUGGAAGGGGGUUGGAGGAGGGACAGCGGGAACGAGGACGAGGUUGUACUCAAACUGCACAUCUACCGGUCUCUCGACAUAUCAGCCACACAAGACCCGGCGACCGGCGAAUUCACCCGCGCUGUUGUUCACAAGCUGCCGACGUCGCAGAAUGCAGAUGGAAUGGGGAACAGUGUCAAAGGCAGUGUAAAUGUCAUCAACGUCGACAGGCGCAUGGAUCGGAACUUUUACACCAGCAUGUUCUGGGAUGCACUAUAGCGGACGACAGCGCAGAGCAUGAUACCCGUCACGAAAAUGAAAGCACUCUUGGCACAA